This is a messenger RNA of Entamoeba dispar SAW760, 519 nucleotides long. RefSeq lists its product as uncharacterized. The transcript has 2 exons. The record is from RefSeq and is a predicted model, not a curated record. NCBI's taxonomy places the organism in Eukaryota, Evosea, Mastigamoebida, Endamoebidae. Bases 1 to 519 code for a protein of 172 amino acids.
AUGAUUAUGCCUGAAGAUUAUGCUAGCCCUAUGAAAAGGUUAUCUCAAAUGAUUAAUGAAAAGGAAUUAUCUCAAAAAUCUUCAAAUGAAAAGAAAGGCAUUAAAGAAGAAGAAUAUCGUCUGAAACAAAAUAAAGAAGAAAUUAAAAGAAAUUGUCUUUCUUUAAGUUCAACUCUUGACGUUGGAAUUGAAAAAAUAAAAAUUUGGAGGAUAACUAAACCAAUAAUUAUUUGGGAAACUCUUCCACAAAAAUCUCAAACAGUUAUUGUUCAAGAAGACUUUGUUAUUGUUUAUAAUGAAAACAAAGGUCUUAUUCGAGCAAAUGAUGAAGAAGUUGUUUUUAAUAUUUGUAAUUGCAAUGUUAAUGAUUUAAAUGUGACUGAUUCUGGUUCAAUCCUUGUAGCUACUGAUGAAGAACUAUUUCUUAUUAAUAAAGGAGAAGUUGAUAAAGUUAUUAGAUCAUUUACUUCUGCAUGUGAAUUUAAUAAACAAAUCGUAACUGCACUAAAUAGAGAUUGA